AUGAAUUAUUUAUUAUUCGUUUCGUGUCUGUUUGCUGUUUGUUUGGCUGCUACUUAUGGUCAAUUCUUUACAACUUCAACUGUUCGAACAACUCAUCAUCAUACAAGAACAACACAUCGUACAACUGGUACAACUCCAACUAGUGCAUUAUCAUGUAUUUGUUCAUGUUGCGCUGGUUUUCGUUGUAAACCAGUUUUUAUUCGAUCAUUUGUUGAUACAACAUGCGUAACUGAAGCAUGUAGAGACAAAUGUAAAGUUUUCGAACCAAAGCAUUGUGAUCAUACAGUUACGGGUGUCAAUGAUGCUUAUUGUGCUGUCCUAGGCUAA
This is a messenger RNA of Rotaria sp. Silwood1, 327 nucleotides long. The record is from the annotation of a GenBank genome assembly. NCBI's taxonomy places the organism in Eukaryota, Metazoa, Rotifera, Eurotatoria, Philodinida, Philodinidae.